GGCCCGGGAUCCAAGCAUGGUGUAGGCCGAAAAUCGACUAGGGUGUGGUCCAUUUCAAUAUUCGUAGAUGUCCCGCAAUCACUGAGACUGUUAAGCGUAGUCCUUAGCUGGUUUCUGCUAUUUCCUUUCCUAUUUCGUCCAACUCGGGAGGACAAUCGUGUUUUGGUCAGCUCAACAACAUCUUCUGUAUAACUAGAAGCAUCUCUUAUUUUUUCCUCCAAAAAUUUGAUUUUUUGAAGAUCAAUUUUACUCUUGCUAGCUUCUUCAACAACAUUUUGAAAAUAUUCGGCAGUUUCAUGAAGGGAUUCUAGCGUUUUAGUAGUUUGACCUUGAACAAGUUCUGGCUGGAAGUCUUUGCUGAAGUUGUUCAAGUGUUUGAAGAAGAGAAAUUACAGCUGUAUAAGCUGCCAUCUACUUCACAAGAUAUCGAUUACUCUUUUUUUUUUUUACUUUAUUGAGGAGACACUAAGACGGGCGUGAUAAUAAGAAACUAAAAAUAAGGAGGUAACACAAAGAUUUUCACGUGAAAUAUCAUAUCCUUCACAAGAUGAAAUGGAUAUCGAUACAGAAAGGUUUGAACUUAGUAUUCACAAGUAUCGCAAUAUAAAAUUUCUCAACUCUGUAACUAUUUUUUCACAAAUUUGAUUCUCACAACUUGUUGUAAAACAUCUUUCAAUUAAUUUCCAAACCUUUUCUUAGUGUUCAUGACUAAAUUAUUUGAGUCAAUCAGAAAAAGGAAAGACAAAGUCAGAGGAGUAGGUGUAAUGUAAUAAUCCUUCAAUCCAUUUUACAUUUGAUUAGUGUUUUGCUUUUAUAUAUUUCCUUUCUUCUGUUGGACACUUUCUUCACAUAAUUUAAAAGCAAUCGGCUCUGAUUGGAAUAAUGCUCCAAUCAGAGAAGAUCAACAAAUUGGUGCCUUUUAGAAUAAGAAAAACCUGUCCAGAAGAAAGGGAAUAUAUCUUAAAGAAAACAUUAAUCAAAUGUAAAUGGAUGAAAGAGUUAUUGUAUCACACCUACUAGUCUGACUUUGUGUUUGUUAAUUAAAUCAAAUGAUUUAGUCAUUUAACACUAAGAUAAGCUUUGGAAAUUAAUUAGAAGGUGUUGUACAAUUUUCUGAUACUUGCAUCUAAGUACUAAGUUCACAUAUCUCGCUAUAUCGAUAUCCUUUUGAUCUUGUGUGAAGCGUAUUUCACGUGAAAAUCUUUGUGUUACCUCUUUCGAUAUCAUCUUAUUAGGUGAUGGCAGCUUACGCAGCUGUAAUUUCUCUUCUUCAAACACUUGAGCAGUUUCAGGAGAGACACCGCGUACUCAUUCAAGGUCAAACUGCUAAAACACUAGAAUCCCUUCAUAAUACUGCUGAAAAUUUUCGAAAUUUUCUCGAUGAUUCUAGCAGGAGUAGAUUUGAUCCUGAAAAGAUAAAAUUUUUCGAGGAAAUAAUUAUAUCUGCUGCUAGCGAUGCAGAAGAUGCUAUUGAGAUGUGCUGGACAUGUGAAAAUGCAUCUGAAAGUUCACUAAACAAGAAUAUACGAAGGAAUUUGGGACCGGUUGUUGAAAGGAUAAAUACAAUAAAGAAUGAAGUGAUGGAGAUUGUUUCUGAUUUUAGCACAAGUAGUCGUAAUGAUCAUCGAUUUCUUGAAUCUGUGGGGGAUUUCUUGAUUGACAGUACUUCUUCUAGAAGUAACCAGAUGCUGCAACAUUUGGAAGGCGAUAUCGUGCAAGGACUUGAUGAGGACUUGGAGAUAAUAGUUAGAAGAUUGACAGAGCCGUUGUCCAAACUAGACAUCGUCACAAUAUCAGGCAUGGGUGGCAUAGGCAAAACAACACUUGCUAGAAAAGCUCAUGACCAUCUGGAAAUCAGGUGUCAUUUUGACAUUCGUGUUUGGGUUACAAUAUCUCAAGUAUAUGGAAGUAGAUAUGUGUUGCUAGAAGCUUUACAUUGCAUUUCAAAGCAAAAAAAUAUUGACAUCGAAAAAGAUUAUGAAAAGAAGGAUGAUAAUGAGUUAGCCGAUCUUGUGCAGAAAAUACUAAAGGGUGGGAGAUACCUUGUUGUAGUUGAUGAUAUUUGGAGUACGGAUGUUUGGGAUAGCGUAAGAGUAAUAUUUCCUAAUUGCAACAAUAGGAGUCGAAUCUUAUUGACCACCAGAGUAACAAAGGUUGCAAUAUAUGCAAAUCCUAUUAACCGUCAUGAGAUGAACCCCUUGAAUUUAGAAAACAGUUGGAAGUUACUUCGCGAUAAGGUGCUUGGAUCAGACUAUGAUCAUCCUCCUGAGUUGGAAGAAAUCGGAAAACAAAUAGCAGAAAAAUGCCUAGGACUACCUUUGAUGAUUUCAGUGAUUGCGGGCCACCUCUCUAAAGUGGCCAGGACGUUAGGAAGUUGGAUGGAUGUUUCCCGAACCAUGGGUGAAAUCAUUGCUAGUCAUCCAGAUAAAUGCUUAGGAGUGCUCGGUUUGAGUUACCACAACUUGCCUAAUUACCUCAAACCGUGCUUUCUUUCUAUGGGUAGUUUCCCGGAGGAUUAUCAGGUUGAGACUUGGAGAUUGAUUCAAUUAUGGAUCGCUGAAGGUUUUAUAAGGAGGCCUGGAAGUUAUACAAGCUUGGAGGAAGUGGCGGAAGAUUAUUUGGAGGAUCUAAUCAGCAGGAACUUGAUAAUCGUUAACAAAAGGAGAUUCAACAGUGAGAUAAAAGUAUGUGGAAUGCACGAUCUACUGCGCGAAUUCUGUUUGAUUGAAGUUGAAAUGACAAAGUUUAUGCAUGUUGAGAGAACCGAUGAUGUAGUCCGUACUCUUUCAACACAAAAGUACAAUGGUCGUCGCUUCAGUUUCCAGAUUAACAGUUAUUCAGAUGAUAGGCGUAUCAAGUUAUUACCCUCGGUUGCCAGGUCUAUCUACUUAUUUUCUAAAACUCAUAAUUUUAUAGGUCUUGAAGUUUUCUGCGGUUUCCACCUUCUCAAGGUAUUGGCCAUUUUCGAUGAAUAUGAAAAUUUCUAUUCUAUUCCACCUGUAAUUACAAAGUUAUUUCAUCUGAGAUAUCUACAAUUUCGCUCUAAUAGAAAGCUUCCUGCAUCAAUCUCAGAGCUUCAGAAUCUGCAAACUCUAAUUUAUGAGAGACGGUAUGGUAGUACAACUUUACCAGAGAAGAUAUGGACGAUGAAGAACUUGAGGCAUAUACAUAUAAGGCUCGCCUGUUAUUUACCAAGUCCGAGAAGAAAAAGUAUCUUAAAUAAGCAUCUUGUAAUCGGGAUGCCAAAUUUAGUAGAACUUUCUAAUCUCAAUUUCACCAGUUGUACAAAUGAAUUACUUCCUAGCAUUCCCAAUCUAAGAAGAUUGAUCGUCCAUCAUAAUGACUUAGGUAAAAAGAGAUGGGUCAAUCGCCCCAUUGAUAUGUCCAGCUUGACAAAACUCGAAGCCUUGAAGUGUGUCAGUUAUUUUGCCCUUUUGUCUUGGCCACCUCCGAUCUCCAUCAAGGUGUCUUUUUUCCCGGCAUCACUUAAGAGGUUGACUUUGGCUGGCUGGUUUGGUUUUCCUUGGGAAGAUAUUUCAACUCUUGUCAAGUUGCCAAAUCUUGAAGAGCUCAAACUUAAAGAUCGUGUUGCCGCGGGAGAUGUAUGGAGAUUGCGUGAUGAUGACAUAUUCGAAAGCCUAAAGUUUUUGUUAUUUCGCAAAGUACUUCUUGCAAAUUGGGUAGCGAGCAGUGAUAACUUCCCAAGUCUAAAACGCCUUGUUCUGAAGAAAUGCAACAAGCUUAAGGAAAUUCCAAUAGAUUUCGCAGAAAUUUGUACUUUGGAGUCGAUUGAAUUACAUAAUUGCAGCACUUCUGCUGAGGAUUCUGCAAGAAAGAUUGAACAAGAACGGGAGGACAUGGGAAACAAUUGCGUUAAACUCUACAUCCAUACAUAACACUCAAUGAUCCUUUGUGAGCUUAAUAUGAUGAUAUAUGGAUGAUAUAAAGGAUGAAAAAUCAUUGGAAAGACACCACAAGAUAAGGGAUGAAAGGAGGAAGGACCAAAACUUAACCAAAAUUCGGAGAACAACUUCCAGUGGAACCAUGCGAUUAGCAUGCGUCGCAUGCUCUAUUCCUAUGGAAUAAAGGGUGUGUCGCAUGCUCCAUUCCAUAGGAAUAGAGGGUGUGACACAUGCUCUACUCCACCCCUGGGCGUUUUAUGCUAAAUCGACUCCAACACGGACUUAGCUUACCCUUAUGCUAUAAAUACAUGUUGUUUCACGUUUUUACCUAUCUUUUGACAUAUUUUGGAGAUCAAGGGGCUGCUACAACUUCAUAAUUAGGUUUUUAUUAUUUUUAU
Capsicum annuum is the source of this 4300-nucleotide messenger RNA. Its product is annotated as putative late blight resistance protein homolog R1A-3. Gene Ontology annotation, biological process: defense response to other organism. Bases 1239 to 3896 code for a protein of 885 amino acids. The transcript has 2 exons. NCBI's taxonomy places the organism in Eukaryota, Viridiplantae, Streptophyta, Magnoliopsida, Solanales, Solanaceae. The record is from RefSeq and is a predicted model, not a curated record. Gene Ontology annotation, molecular function: ADP binding.